Mollisia scopiformis is the source of this 2055-nucleotide messenger RNA. RefSeq lists its product as uncharacterized. The transcript has a single exon. The coding region runs from base 139 to 2055 and encodes 638 amino acids. NCBI's taxonomy places the organism in Eukaryota, Fungi, Ascomycota, Leotiomycetes, Helotiales, Mollisiaceae. The record is from RefSeq and is a predicted model, not a curated record.
CACGACUGUGCCUCUGGCGCAAGCUUUACUUAUUAAGAAUUUGAUCUCUUAUCAGGUUGCUUCUGUACUUGAAAAUCCGCAUUCAUCUUCUGGCAAUCUCAAUAAGAAUCCAUACUUGACCGUUGACAUACUUUCAAAAUGUCAGUCUUAGUUGUUGAGACUGCUCCAUCUGCGACGCCACUGGGCCUCGAGCUUGUUGACUUGAAACUUCGAGUCCUCGAAAGUAACGUUCCCAAAGGUCUGGAUACCAUUACGCGAGCCAUAUACGAAACACAGGAUAUCGAGAUCGGAAAUCAAGAUACAGUGGCUGCUGCUAUCAAAAAGUACAAGGGAACGUCAAUUAACUUGAACGGAUUAUCUAUUCAAGGACGAAACCAACACCUCGCCACACUGGUGCAUGAGCAGAGCAUCACAACAGGAUUCAUAUCCGGUUGGAAGUGUUUAGUAGAGGCUGCACCAAAUAUGGGCCUUCACCCUAAGGUAGUUGAACAUGUUCGCAUUGCAGUAGACGUGUAUGAGAGACUAAGGAAAGGGACGAAAGGCCAUGCACCAAUUGAUGUCAAAAUGUCCAUUGGGUCACAGGCAGCUUACGACUCGAUCUACCGUCUCGGCCCAAAGUCUCUGGGAGGCACGGCCUGGAGAGCGAGUGAGGAAUAUAUGGCGUUUCUCAAGAAUCCUGCAUGGAGCGAUUCGGGUUAUUCGACUGGCAUUCCACCUUGCGUAGCAAUGGGUUGGGUGGGAGUCCAGAUGAAGGUCACUCCAACUCAAGACGUGCAAGAAGUUGUGAGGAUGCAACUUCUCGGUACGAUCGAUUUCGACCUUGACCAUCUUGAUGAGAACAAGUCUGGGUUCCAGAGCGGAUUUCGAUCCGCGGCAAUGCAUACUCGUGCUGUUGGCACUAGACUCCAAGGAGCGGCACUUAUUGGAAUGAUCAACUAUGAUCUUCAGAACUAUAUUCGCCCUAUACAAAACCGGUGGGCAGCAGAAAACAUCGGACCAUAUAAUCUUGGUCCUGCUGAUGUCUCCCCACAAGAUUGGACAGCAUAUCUGAUUGCCGAUUGUGCUGCUCUUGUCCCGUUCGCAUAUGACAGGGACUACGAAAUCAGUUCUAUCGGUAUGGUCAUUGGAAUGAUUCUUCUUCAAUGCCAAGAUCUCCUGUUCGACACUGGAUGUUCGAAUCGCGUUGCCACGGUGGCAUAUGUCGAAGCUGCAGGUGUUGCAAAAUAUGGAAUCCACGCUGCUUAUGCCAUAGCUGGCUAUGAGGCAAUAGCCAAGACCUUUGUUGACUCUUUGCUCGUUUCUGACGGAGCAAGCACUCCUCACUUUGGGUAUUCAGCGUGUAUGGCAGCUGGACCAUGGGGACCGUACGGGACUAGGUAUCGAGUUUGGGAGCGAUGUGUCAAGUAUAUCCGACAACUGAAACAAUCAGAGCACCCCGAAGCCAAAGCGCUUCUCAAGCUUUCGUCCCAAGAUAUGAUGUUGAGAGACUACGAUCCGCAGAAUGAUAUCGGUGGCGGCGAGUGGGCCCGAGCAAUGAAGUCAAAUGCUUCAGACCUAGUCUCUAGACCAACUGUAAAGUAUUUCAUCCCAGCGUCUGCUUCCGAGCUGUUCGAUACUCCGGGAGUUGACAAGUCCGAAUUGUGUGAGGUAUGUGUUGUCGAGUUCGACGCGAUUAUGGCAAGCAAAGAGCUUGAGGAGGUCCACGCUCAAGCAGGUCUUCCGUCGAGCGUGUUGGUAGGCACCUUCGGACGACCAGCACGUCUCGCUGUGGGUCUUCAUCGUGCAGCGUUAUGGGCUACCACUAGCAAAUGCUGUGAUGUUUGCGCGUGCAGAGUCGGGUAUUGGGCGGACGCCGCAGCGUAUGGGGUUUUGAGUGCUCUGAUGCACGACGAGCCAUUGCUAGGACCUUCGUUGUGGAUGUUGCAGAACUACUUCGUUGGCUGCAUUACAUUUUGGCCCGUGUCUCUCCCAUUCCUCCUUCCAGGCUUCGACUUGAUUGCAGAUUUGUCCUUCGAAGACGGAGCCAUGGGGGACAGAGACGUGGUCGACAUCUAA